AACAGACUUCGUUUUUAGGACAGUGUUUGUGCUACGAAAUAUCAGUAUAUGUUGUGGUUUUAGCUGGGAAUAUGCUACUAUUGCUUCAGUGAAGAAGAAAAUUGCACCUAGACGGAGUAUCAGACAUUACUUCGCACCCUGUGCGUCGUGAUGAUCACUUUAUUCUUUGACAAUGAAGAUGAUGAGGGCAGAAGAACAGGCGGCACCCGGCUGAAAGAGCGGCCGAUGCUAUACCAGAGGUUGAACGAUGAUGAACAGAUACACCGUUUCUACGAUUUCGGUGACGAACUCGGUCGUGGAAAAUUUGGUGUCGUUAUGAGGGUACGCGCACAACUCACCGGACUCUGCUGGGCUAUCAAAGUCAUCGAGAAGAGUCAGGCUAAGAACCAAGGCAUGAAGUUACUGGAACGAGAAAUUAGAAUCUUGCGCCUCAUAUCUCAUCCAAACAUUAUUUACCUGGAGAAGGUCUACGAGACACCAAAGAACCUGUACCUGGUGCUGGAACUUUGUACGGGCACUUUGGCGAAGGAGUUCUAUGAGCGCCGACCGUUCAGCGAGGCGGACACCCGCGAGGUGAUCCGCAAGCUGGCCAGCGCUGUCGCCUAUCUACACAGCAAUGGAAUCGUGCACAGGGACCUGAAGCUGGAGAAUAUCCUGCUGACAACGAACCCGGACGACCCGGAGGACAAACUCUACAUCAAGGUGACCGACUUCGGGCAGAGCGUCGUCCGCAGCGGAGUCGCCUACGACCAGAUGCUGCACGAGCGCUGCGGCACCAUGGCCUACAUGGGCAAGUACACACUGCUGGAUGCCUUUACACUGCACAGACUAUCAGAACAAAUACCGCCUACAGAUGCCGAAGGAAAAAAUGUUCAGGUUGUGGGGCAAGUUGUUAAAGUUGCAAGGCAAAGUGAUACAGUUUUGAGACAAGUUAAUGCUGUUUGGGGCAAGCUGAUACAGUUUUUGAAGUCACAGCAGAGACUCGUGUGUCCAGCUCCCGAGGUAAUGGAAUUGCGCAUGUACUCGCACCAGUGCGACGUCUGGUCCAUGGGCGUCAUCACGUACCUGCUGCUCGUCGGUGACUUCCCGUUCACCGGCGACAGUCCGGAACAGCUCAGGCAGCGAGUACUCAACGACGAACUACGCUUCGGUCGUAAGUCACUGUCAAAUCUCCUCCAUAGCUCAAAGUAUGCCUUUAGUGUUAAACAGUAA
Schistocerca gregaria is the source of this 1212-nucleotide messenger RNA. RefSeq names its product serine/threonine-protein kinase 33-like. The transcript has 7 exons. Bases 151 to 1212 code for a protein of 353 amino acids. Gene Ontology annotation, molecular function: protein kinase activity; ATP binding. The record is from RefSeq and is a predicted model, not a curated record. Gene Ontology annotation, biological process: protein phosphorylation. NCBI's taxonomy places the organism in Eukaryota, Metazoa, Arthropoda, Insecta, Orthoptera, Acrididae.